AUGCACUUAUGGGAUCACCGGUGCAAACCCACGCAAGCACGAACAACAUUGCCCAUCCGGGACGUCUGCCGUCACAUUUACUUCCCAUGCCACGAUUCGUCUACAACUGGAAUGAAGUUACGGACUCCGUAUUUUGUAAGAGGGUCUCGGCAAGACUCCCUGAAAACCCACGGGAGUCUAAACGAAUUGUUCUGGGAGGUCGACAACCCGCUUGACAUCUUCCAUGUCUGCCGAAACCGCGUCGCCUCGCAACAUCACAAGUUCCCGAGCUCUUAUGCGCUGCAAACGCCUCUGACGUUGUUGAAUGAAUAA
Messenger RNA from Sodiomyces alkalinus F11, 312 nucleotides. RefSeq lists its product as hypothetical. The coding region runs from base 1 to 312 and encodes 103 amino acids. The record is from RefSeq and is a predicted model, not a curated record. The transcript is spliced from 4 exons. NCBI's taxonomy places the organism in Eukaryota, Fungi, Ascomycota, Sordariomycetes, Glomerellales, Plectosphaerellaceae.